Messenger RNA from Cucurbita pepo subsp. pepo (vegetable marrow), 512 nucleotides. RefSeq names its product protein RADIALIS-like 3. NCBI's taxonomy places the organism in Eukaryota, Viridiplantae, Streptophyta, Magnoliopsida, Cucurbitales, Cucurbitaceae. Gene Ontology annotation, molecular function: DNA-binding transcription factor activity. The record is from RefSeq and is a predicted model, not a curated record.
AGAAAUGGCAGCCAGUUCUGUCAUAAAAUUUCAACCACUGCGAUACGAUGGCCUCUGGAUCGAAAUGGACGGCGAAACAGAACAAAAUGUUCGAAAAUGCUUUAGCCAUCUACGACAGAGACACGCCGGAGCGGUGGAACAACCUCGCCAGAGCCGUCGGCGGGAAGACGGCGGAGGAAGUGAAACGGCACUACGAGAAUCUCGUUGAAGACGUCAACAAGAUCGAAAGUGGCCAAGUUCCUUUCCCCGCUUACACAAAAUCCGAACCCGCCGGCACAGGAUUUCGCUUUGUUGACGAAGAACAGCGGAUGAGGAGUCUACAGUUGCAUUAAGUAUGAAUUUGGGAUGAAUGUUGAACACAGGCAGGCUUUAGUUACUGUGAAGGCCAAAUGUAGCUACUUUUCUUCAGCCGUAUUUACUGUAUUUUCUAGUCUUUGUCCCUUUCUCAUGAGCUGUCAUCCCAAAUUGUUCUAUAUUUAAUGAAUACAUUACUGGUAUGAGUUAUUAGUGUA